AUCUUCCUCCCCUCACCAACAAUUACAACAAAAACAAUUACCCUUGCACCCAGGAAAAUUUGUUGUGCAUUUUUUUCCUUAAAAGAAUGGUUAUUUAGUAUUUAUUUUUUUUUUAUAAAUUGGGAUAAAUGAGGGAGCAAUGGCUCUAUAUCAGAAUAGAGUGAGCCAUCUGGUUUUUAAAGAUUUUAUACCCCACAAAGGAAAAGGACGGAUAUCGAUAUCAAGACAACUACUUAAAGCACAUUGCGAUGGCUAUCAUCCACAUAUUUCAAGGCAAUUGGCAACAGAACUUAAAAGGUUCAUCAAAUCUCAGCCAAAACAUAAAAGAAGAUCUCCAGAAUUUGUUGAUGAUAUUCGAAGAAAAAUUAUUUGUUUACAUGAAUAUAAUUUACAAACUGCUAACGUAAAACUAAAAUAUCCCAGAUCAGAACAACUGGAAGCUAUAUUAAUAAAAUACAUAGAACUAGAAUGUGAACUGUUGUAUAGUUUCUCCAAGAAGGUAGGUAAAGAACAUGAAGAAGGUGUAACACAACGUGUGCUACGACUGCUACGAGUUAUAGUCCACGAUUCGGUUCAUAAUAGUGAAUCUGAUUUAAACUCCACCGUUCAGAUAUGUUAUAAAACACUUCUUAAACUCUAUGCAAGUGUGAGGGCUGAUUGUGACUGUGAAAAUAAUCUUGUAGCCAAUACUAUUAUAAAACUUGUUGAUAAGUUGGGUUGUCGUGACACAAUCGAUGUACUAAAAGGAGAAUUUAUACCUCUUCCCGAAGAUAUGUUUUUAACAAGCUCGCAUGUUACGACAGUUCGUCAAAGUUUAAAAACUAGCGAUUAUGAAUCUGAUUUUGACAGUAAAUCAGACGACGAACUUGAAUUGUUUGUGGUAGAAGACUCAUUCAAUAGUAAAUCACAAAAACCGUCUACAACAAAAAACUUGUCCAGUUCGUUAAAUGGACCGGUAGCUACUUUUGCAAGUGAUAAUUUAACAUAUUCCCAAAACAUUGCUAAUAGAAGUGAAGCGGAAAGUAAUUUUGCAAGUGAUAAAUUAACAUAUUCCCAAAACAUUGCUAAUAGAAGUGAAGCGGAAAGUAAAUGCCCACUUAUUUCGAAAAAACUGAAUAAUCACGUAGACAAUAAUACUCGAAAACAAAAUAUUGACGUUCCAAAAAACAUAGCUUCCAUUGCAGAAACAGUCACAAAUACGGCGAAGUGUGUGAUUAAAAAUACGGAACAUAAUUCUCAUCAAAAGUUGGGCAAGUCGGAUGAAAAUGUAUCUAAAGUUGUGGAUGUAUCAUCGAAUCGUAAAGAACGUACCAAUAGAGAAUGUUACGUGGUUGCUACGAUUGAGGUUCUUGACGACGAAGAAGAAGCAACUUUGGAUAUUAGUUCAAAUGGAGAAUCGCAACUACCAUCUAGUACUUUUGGAAAUUUUUUACCUUUGAAUGAAAUAAAGUUAGAAGAGAAUGAAGAAAACCAUUCGCCUAAUUAUUCUGUUUCGAAUUCAGAAAAUCAGAAUUUUUUGAAUUCCAAUAAGGAAUCACGAAAUUCGAAUUCAGCAGGACUUAAUAGACUGAAAAAUAAUUCAAGCAAUGAUUCUGCGAAGGAUGCAGAGUCAGCUAUUUUAAUUUCUGAUUCCGAAGAUGAACCUGAACCUUCCCAAGAAGGUAUAAAAAAAAUUGAUGGUCAGUCUAAAGAUGCGAAGACACCAUCUCAUGACGAAAGUUUUGAAACAAAUGAAGACGUGAGUUUACAUGUUACAUCUGAAGAAAAUGUAGAGCAAUUACAAGUUGAAGAAAUUGCUUUAUUUGGAAAUAAAUCUGUGGAGUUUUCUGAUAAUAAUAUUCAGAAAGAGCAGUUGUCCGAUAUUUUAAGCGUUGAAUAUAAUUUAACGCAGGAUGAAGAUCAAACUCAUGUGGAAGUAGAAAGUAUUGAAGAAUUUGAUACUACUCAAUCUUCUGAAAAAUCAAUAAGAGAUAGUCUUACCACACCAGAGACUGACAACUCUGCUGAAAAGAGUAAAGGUUCUGAACAACCUGAAUUGGACAUUUCUGUUGAAAUUCCCGAGAAUUCUGCAACGAUGACAAAAUAUAAAGUUUCGGAACAAUGUGUUGUAGAGAUAGGGGAACCAAAAAUUGCUGAAACGGUAAAUGAAACUGUUGAAGUCGUUUUAGAAGAACAUGAAACUGCUGAAGAGGUUCCAGAAGUUAUCAUGCAAACUGAACUUACAAAAGAAUUUCCCGAAACUGCUGUGGAAAAUGAUGUUUCUGAAGCUGCUGUGGAAACUGAAGUCACUGAGGCUACUGUAGGAACUAUGGAUUCUGAAGCUAUUGUGGAAAAAAAUCCUGAAGUUAUUAUGCAAACUGAACUUACAAAGGAAUUUCUCGAAACUACUGUGGAAAAUGAUUUUUCUGAAGCUACUGUGGAAACUGAAGUUACUGAGGCUACUGUAGAAACUAAGGAUUUUGAAGCUAUAGUGGAUUCUGUAGUUUCUGAAGCUACUGUAGAAGUUGCAGUCACUGAAGAAAUUCGUGAAGCUAGUGUAGAAAAACAAGUUGCAGAAGAUAUUUUCGAAGCUACUGUAGAAACUGCAGCAUUUGAAGAAAUUCCUGAGGCUAGUGCAGAAACAGAAGUUGCAAAAGAAAUUUCUGAAGCUACUGUAGAAAUUGCAGUUACUGAAGAAAGUUCUGAAGCUAGUGUAGAAAACGAAGUUGCAAUAGAAAUUUCUGAUGCUACCGUAGAAAUUUCUAAGGCUAGUGUAGAAACAGAAAUUGCAAAAGAAUUGUUUGAAGCUACUGUAAAAACUGUAGACACUGGAGAAAUUUGUGAAGCUAGUGAAGAAAAGGAAGUUGCAAAAGAAAUUUCUGAAGCUAACGUAGAAUCUGCAGUAUUUGAAGAAAUUCCUGAGGCUAAUGUAGAAACAGAAGUUGCAAAAGAAAUUUCUGAAGCUACUGGAGGAACUGCAGUAUCUGAAGAAAUUCCUGAGGCUAGUGAAGAAACAGAAGUUGCAGAAGAAAUUUUUGAAGCUACUGUAGAAACUGCAGUCUUUGAAGAAAUUCCUGAAGCUAAUGUAGAAGCAGAAGUUAGGAAAGCAAUUUCUGAAGCUCCAGUCGAAACUGUGGAUUCUGCUGUUACUGUAGAAACUAAGACAGCCCAUCUAGAAGCUAGUGUAGGACUUGAAAUUUCUGAAGUCAUUGUAGAGACUGAAGCCACCGAUGAAAAUUUUGAAGCUGCUGCAGAAACUGAUGUUGCUAAAGAAAUGUCUGAACCUACUAUAGAAACUGAAGUUACUAAAGACAUUGUUGAUGUAACUAAAGAGAAUGAUCUGUCGGAAAAUAAUAAUGAAAUUACAGACCUUUCAGUAACCAGGAAAGGUGAAGAGGAAGAGCUUACCAACAACAGAUACAAUUCUAUCAUUCCUGAAGUGUUGUCGACCCUACAAUUGAUUCAACGUCCAGUUCCUAAACCUUCUGAAGCAAUACAAACGUUAAACACAUAUUCUGAUGUACAACUAGCAGUGGAACAAAAUAAAAGAACAUUUGUUAAAAAUGAUUUAUCUACUCGCAUGAUUGAUUAUUCUAUGAAGAUGCAGCCUUCUUGUGAUGUAAUUACUAAUAACGAAGAUCAGCCAAAACGUCAAGUUAGCCAGCCUGAUUUACAAGUUUACAAUGUUGAUACUCAGUAUAACAAGAUUAUAAAGUCAGAUAUUUGUCAGCCAACACAAGACACGGACGGCAGCUCUCAACAACUGCCAAUGUAUGGGUUGCCACAGGGUCUUCCUGAAGUUCAGUAUGUGGAAUAUGAUAGUCCGAAAAAAGAUGCUGCUUUAGCGAUGUUGGCGGAUCUGGCAUAUCAUCGAAAAACACUCGAAGUUGAAACCAAUAAAAAAUCUGAAGUUUUGGUAAACAAACCAGAUAGUAAUGUGAAAAAGCUUCAAACAACACCAAAACGAAGAAAAUCAACCAAAGAAAAAUUGGAAGUUAAAAAUACCAGUUCAAGAAAAAGUUUACCAAGAGCUGUGAAACGGCCCAAGGAAAGUGUAAAUAAAAAAAUAACACAAAAAAUUACACCAAAACUUAAAGGCACUAUUUUAAAAGAGCCGUUGAAGUUACUUCGUGACGAAGAUUCGGAAUAUAAACCUCAUGAUUUUAUUUCGGAAAAUUCUAUUGAACCUCUUAAACCAAAAAUUUACGAUCAAAAAUUGGAUACUGCUACAACAAGCGAAGAUAGUAACGACAGUUGCGAGAGACGUCUAGUCAUUCAUUUGGAAAAUGAUUCGAAAGAUAUGGACAAAACUAAUAAAUCAGUUUGUGAUGAGGAGACAAUUACUGAUGUUAAUACGAAAAGUGUAGAUAAAAAUAUUAAAUCGGUUUUUGAUGAGGAAACCAUUACAGAGGUGUUGGAAUUUGUAAAAACAGAAAAUAAAAGUGCUAUUUGUAUUAGUAUACCUGAAAAUGAAGACAAUUGUGUUCCUGAGGGUUUCGACAUUUUAAAACAAAUGGAAGAUUUUGUUAAAAUUAAUGACAGUGUACUUGCGAAAGUCGUUGACACUAACGAACUAAUUGAAUCGAAAUCGAAUUCUGAAGAAAAACCGGAGGCUAAAGUUCUAAAAACAACCGAUCACAGCAUUGUUAAGAUAUUAAACAGAACAACAAACACAGAUACAAAAAUGGAUGAACCGGUACCCGAAUUAGAGGAGAAAAUUAUAAGAGAAGGAGAAUCAUUACCUGAAAACUUUGAACAUAAAGAUGAAGCAACUGCUAAGAAUUUUAUUGAAGCAGAAACGGAAGAGAGUAAUUCUAUUACAAAAAUUGCAACUGAAUUAUUUGAAAAAUCAACUGCGAAAAAUACGAUCGUUCCUUCAUCUGUAGAAGGAGGGAUAUGUGAUGAACUUGAUACUACUGUUCAAUUAGAUCCCAAAGAUCUUACUGUCGGAAUGGUAACAGACACAAGAAAUGAAGAUAGUUGUGAGAAAAUUUUUAAAACUAAAGCUGAAGUGAAAUCCUACGAGGACAAGUUACAGCCUAAUCCGUUUGUACUUUUAAUGAAUUACGAAGAAAGGAUGAAGAAACGGAAAAAACUGCGUUCUAAAAGUUCUGAAGGCAUACAACAACGUGUGAGUUGUUUUGAUAGAAGCAGAUCAUCAAGUGUGGAUUUUAACUCAUCGUCAGACUUGUCUUUCAAUGAAAUCAAGGACUUAUUAAAAUUGGACGAGUCGACUACCGAAAAAAUUCAAGCUUUGAAUGAUAAAAGUGAUGAAAUUGUAGUAGAAUCAGAAACUGCAAAGGAUUUAACAGUGUCCACGAAUAAGGAAUUAGUUCAAGAAAACACUCAAGAUGAUAAUUUACAAAAUGUUAAACCAAUUGUUGAAACACUCGUUGAAACAACGCAAGAUUUGUCAGAUUUGGAAGUAGCACUUCCUAAGCCAGUUGGUGGUGAAAUUACAAUCUCUUUGGUUAUUGAUGUGGCCGAAAAAUUGAAGACUUUACCAGUAAGUGAUGUUGUUGAAGAUGGGACUUACAGUAAAUUUGAAUCGACGAAGAUAACUGAAGAUACUCAAAUGGCUGAGGAUCUGUCGCAAAAAAAGCCAGUGGAACCAGUUAGUGAUUUAGGAAUGAGUACGAAUGCUAAAGAAAUGCUUAGUCAAACUGGUUCUGUUAAUCUUGACAAAACCAAUUCUAAAACUUUGGAUGAAGCUAAAGGAAGAGCACUAGAAAACACUAUCAAGAAAAUGAAAGAGAAGAUGGAGUCAGAAAAAGUUAAAAAAGAAAAAGCUGAAAAUAGUGUCAGUAGAACAAAAAGCAAUAAUAUACAAGAAAAUGAGCAGAGGCAUGUGUCGAAGGAUAAAAAAUUAUCAGAAAAAGCACCGGAGACAAGUAAAAAAGAAGACAGACACCACAAGAGAAGACGUAGUAGAUCUUUAUCGAAGUCGCGGACGGCUGCUAAGAAAUCAAAUGAGGCAAGUAGAUCUUCUUCAAAAUCCAAGUCGUCAGAUAAACGUUUGAAAGAAAAACAUAGCGACAGCGAUAGUGAGCGGGUAAGACGCAGUAAAUCUAAAUCGGUUGAUUUAAGUUAUUCCCACGAAGAACCGAAUGGUCAUAAAAAAAGACACAACAGAUCUUCAUCAAAGUCAAUUGAAGAUUCAAAGUCUAAACAAAGUUCUGAUAAAAAAACAAAACACAAGACUUCAGAAUUGAAGGAAAAACCAGCUUUCGAUCCUAAUAAAACGGAAAGUAAAUCACCAUCAGAGGUAAAGGAUAAGCAAAGUGACGAUUCUGAUAAAAGAAGAAAAUCACAUGAUGUCAAAGAGAAGAGUUAUUCUGAGAAGAAACACAAAUCUAAAAAUGAUAAGCUCAGAGAUAAAGAAGAUGAGGAGAAAGUGAAGACUAAAAUCAAUAUAGAAGAUGAUAUUAAGAAAAAAUCCCAUGUAGAGAAUAAAUCUUUUAGUCUAAGCGAUGAUACCCUGUUUAAGGUGGAUGAGAAAGUAAGCAAAACCAUCUCAAAGAAGAUCAGCAAAACUCAGGAAGAUUUGAAAAAGUUGAACGAACAUUCUGAUAAAAUAGAUGAUAAACAUAUUAGUCACAAGACGAAAUCGCAUAACUCGAGUAAGGUUAGUGAACAAUGCGGCAAAAACAACGGAAGAGUGAAUGAUAAAGAAAAGUCAAAGGCAAAAGAUGAGUAUCGAAGAAGUAAUUCAAAAGAGAAAAAGGUGGAGAUGACAGCAAGUGAUAAACGAGAGAAAAAUAGGGAACGAUCAAAGGAAAUUGAUAGUUCACGUCACAAAAACAAAUCAACGGAAGGUGAAAACAUGCAAGAAAAUAAAGGAAGGGAUAAAGAAAAUUUCAUUCAGUGUGAAAGUAAAGUAAAUGCUAGGGUUAAAGAAAAUAAACGUAUUUCAAAACAAAAAGAGACAUCAAUGGGAAAUGAAGAUUCUCACAAGAAUUACAAAGUUGAUAUAUACAAGAAGCGGAAGUGUGAAUUGCUUGAAAAUGCACCUCCUGAAAAAAUGCUAAGGUUAGAAAAUGAAAAAAUAUCUGACUUUGUACAAGAUGUUAAUAUGGAACGACCUAAAACUCCUACUAUAUGUCUUUUCGAAGAAGUAGAAAAAAAGCCAGAUUUCAAGACGGUUGAAAUGAAAGUAAACACCCAUUCUGAAAAGUGUCCUCAUUUGAACAAGACUAAUUUGGAUAUACCAUUGCCAGUGGAAAACUUAACAACAGCAGAACCGUUGGAUCCGAUUGUUGAAGAAGUAGAGAAACCUCUUACUCCAGUUGUUGUUACCACUUCACAUAUAUCUUUAUCAUACGACCAUUUUAAAGAUGAUAUGACAGCUAAAUUAGGAACUAAAGAAAUUCCGAUGUCUUCUUCUUUAAUUGAAACGACUGAUGAAGAAAGAAAUUUUACAAAACCAUCUGUAAAUUUGGUUGAAAUCAGCGAUUCUCUAAACGCUCCAAAUAAAGUAUUUCCAGAUGAUAAAUUCAGGGUUUUCGACAACAAUUUAACUAAUGAGCCUGAAACUAUAGUAGAAACAAGCAGUUCUAUGAAAAUUCAAUUGCAAAAUGAAAGCGUUUUUAUUCCGUCAUCUGAGGCAGUGUCUGUUAGUAGUGUUUUUAGUAGUGCCAUCGAUGACCAUGUUCUGUCUUCCACUAUUGAUUCAACUGUUAAGCAUUUGCCUCGCCAUGAUACAGAUUUAUCUCUCGUAUCAACAACAAUUACCAACAGUGCCGUAACCAAAGUAGCGUCUGUGUCCUGCGAUGUUAGACCAAUAACUGUUGAAAGCACUACUUCAUCAUCGACUACCAUUGGCCAAGAGAAGACUUGUUUAUUCACAUUUAAUAACACAGAAACAGUUAAUCGCGAAAACUUGAGUACUACGGAAAUAUUUAGUUUAGAUGAUAUUUCACCAACCAAAUUACCACCCUUAGGAAGCACUCAGUCGCUCGACUUUAUCUCUCCUACGACUUCAACGGCUGAAAUAAGCAAUUCGAUGAACUUGUUGCAGACUUUAGGAACUUCUACAAUUAAUUUUAUGAAUGAAGUAUCGGAGACUUCAGAAAUAGAUGUGCAAACGAAUAAACAAAAUUCAUUCCACUCUAAUUACGUGACGCAAGUUACGGAGAUUCGCUGUUUUGGUGAAAAAGAAUCAGUAGCCGAUCAUAAUUAUACUUUAGGAGGUCCAUUGUUGGGAGGAAACAAUGAGGACAAAAAUAUUUUAACGACUGACAAAAAUAUUCUAACGACUGGGUUAUCUUUGAGUACUUCACCAGAAGAGUUUCAGUUGAAUGAAGGCCAUUUGGAAGAACUUUCUUCUUUCAGUGAGAAUAAUUUCAUAGAAGAAAAUGUAACUUUGGAUGAUAUGGAGUCACUACUACCUUGCAAAAAAGAGAAAACCGAUUUUAAUACUGAUGAUUCUAUACCAAAACCGGAAGAUGUCCAAAAUGACAUAAAACGGUUAAAUAUGUUAGUAGAUAUUUUACAGAACGAGCCAAAGACAACUUCAGUCCAUAACACCAUGGAUCAUGGUAGUAAAACUGACUUAGGAACUGACUACGCUGUUGAACAGUUGGAGUUACUUUCUCAGGUUGUUGGAGAUAUUAACAACAUUAAUAUCAUGGAUUCGAAUGUUUCGUUGUCAGUACCUGCGACGAAAUCAAUUUUGGAUGAUGCCGUCUCUGAAACAACUUCACAUGAUCCCAUCAAUUUACCUCUCACCUGGAAUAGUUAUUCCAAUUUUAUGUCAAGUGAUGGUAACCAAAAAGUUGUAGUGGAACCAGUGGAACAGUGUCCAGUCACAACGGUGGAUCAAAUGAAAAAAGACUUUAUUGAUGGUAUAUCCAAAAAUGUUGAGACAAUUAUGUUUACUUCAAUCACGGCCGGAUCUAACAAAUUUCUACCUUUCGUAGGAGCAAGUAAAAUUGAUGCCAACAACAAGAAAGAAACUUUAAAAGUGCACGAUGAGAUAGAAAAAUCCACAGUUCGCAAAAGCAGUAGAGUGCGUGUUACUUCUCCUGAGAAGAGCUCAACAACACAGCAUAGUAGUAUAGAAAUUGGCAAAAUCCGAGUAAAAACAGAUUUAAUUGCAAAAACUAAAAGUGGCUUGAAUGAUUCUUCUUCAGUGAGUUGCACAAGUGAGAACGGACAGAAUGUUGUAGAGGAUAAAACAGCAAUACCAACACAAAGUAAACCACCUUUGGGUUACCCAAGACUUAGUAAAUUUGCACCCUUAUUGGAGACGUUGAAAGCAGAUGCUAACAAGAAUAAAACAUUGACUAACAAGAAUGAAACAACUAAAACUCAGGAUGAGACAGAACAGUUUUUAACUCGUCGGCACAAUAGAACACGUGUUUCUACUCCUAAACAGAACACGGUGACGCAACAACGUCAUUCGAAAAGUCCACCACAGAGCAAAAAGGCUGAAAUAGUGUCUUUUGACAUUGAUGUAAACAAACCUCAAAAAACAGGGAAAAUCCAAGUCAAAAAGGAUUUGAAAGUUGAUACUAAAAGUGGCGUCAGUGAUCUAGAUUGCAUCAUUGACCAUGAACAGAAUGCUGCGAAUAGACCAUCGACGUGCAAUUUUCAUGAGAAGAAAACAGAAGAACCCAAAGGUGAACAUAGUAACAGUUCCACGAAACAUAACCAUGAUAAAAUGGAUAAAGAGUAUAUUGUGCCGAAAAAAUUGAAUGUCCCACAUGAAGCUAAGAUCACUAUAGACAAGAUGAAUCUGGACGAUAGUAAAAAGAGAACAUUGGUCGAUGAAGAGGAUGACAAAGGUCAAAGGUCAAAGAAGUUGAAAGAAGGAGCACAACACCCAGGUUUUGAUGAAACAGGCAAAUAUUACAUUAUGGAGAAUUUUCGCGAGAAGAAAACAGAAGAACCCAAAAGUGAACAUAGUAACAGUUCCACGAAACAUAUACGGUUUGAUAAAAUGGGUAAAGAUUCCAUUGUGCAAAAAAAAAUAAAUGCCCAAAAUGAAGCUAAGACAAAUCUAGACGACAGUAAAAAGCGCACAUUGGUUGAUGAACGGGAUGAAAAGAAGUCAAAGAAGUCGAAAGAAGGAACUCAACACCCACGCUUUGAUGAAGCAGGGAAAGAUUAUAUCAUGGAGAACAUAUUGAAUGUUCAAACUGAGACUAAGAAAACUAGUUUGAUUGAAAAUGUAAUUUCUGAUAUCCCUGUGGAAAAAGUAGAUUCAGAAGAUAGCAAGUCUACUAAACCACCGCCAUCAAGCACCGACGCUCUUUUCGAUAAGUUAGUAACAGAAGGUCCUGUGAAUAAACUGUGGACACAGAACAUGAACAAGAAACAACAAAAGACGGAGAUCAGUAACGACCUGUUGAAAAAUCGAGGGUACUACACUGGGCCUGAGGAACAUCAAAGCAAGGGAGACAUCACUAACGACCAACUGAAAAAUCGAGGUUACUAUACAGUAUCUAAUCCCAUAACUAGCGAACCACGGAACAAAAAAGAAAUAAGUAACGAGAUAUUGAAAAAUCGAGGGUACUACACAGUACCCGACGCAAAAAAGGAAAGAAAUACACAGCAGUUUCAUGAUUCUCGACACCAUUAUUCCAAAACCGAACUAAAUUACACUAGUGGUAACAGCGCACAUUCGAACCCGGGCUCUUUUGAAAAAUUGCAUAAUACAUACUCUACAGUUCAUACGUCUCCAAAAAGGAUCAAGAGAGCUCCAGGAAAUUCGUCUACUUCGAAAAGUGAUCCACAUACGUCUUACGAUUAUAAACCACAAGACAGAAGGAGGAGUACAGAACAAAUGAAAGACGUAAUAGAAAAUUCUAGCGAAACAAAUACCCCGAAAACAAAUACGUCGAAAGAAGAUUGGUUUAACAAAUUUAAUGGGUUCUUUGAUCCUUCUAAUUUAUUAUUAUUCCCAGGGAUUAAACGAAUAGAUACGCCAUCGCAAAAAUGAAAAAGUACAAGCAUUCUUAUCAUGUUGAAAAAGCCUCUACCUUCAGUUACGUAAUUUUUAAUAUUUUUAGCACUAUGCAUCAUUUCUUUAUAAGUACAUACAUUUUUAUUGUACAUUUUUUUAUAUUGUAGAUAUUUACAUUUUUAGUUUCAUUAUGAUAUUAUAUAAUUUUUAAGUACCUAAUGAGUUUAGUAUAAAUAUUUAAAUCAAUGUUAUUUAUCAUAAAUUUGUUGAGAAAAUAAAAUUUCGUAAAAUUCUUAGCCUUUUAUGACUUACGCCUUACGCUAAUACAUAAAUAAAUCAUUAUCACAAAGGCGACAAAGGAUAAGGUUAAAAAAAAGAAAGUAUUAGGUACGUAUUAGUAGUUUUUAAUAUAAUAUAAAGGAUACACAAAGUUUAGUACGAGUAGUUAUAUUAGGAGGGAAAAAAUGCUAAUUAUACAGUGUGUCCCCGCAUAGGUGAAACGACUCUUGUAAAAGAUAAAAAAAUCUCAUUUUAAAUUUUUAUUUUUUUAGGUUAAACCCUGCUUGGUUAAAGACAAUUUUAGUCUUUAGGUGCAAAAAUCAAUAUGCCUUGGAAAUUUUCAAAAAAACUUAUUUUACUGUAGGGUAAAAAUUUAAAUCGAGAAAUUUUUAUUUUUUAAGAGUCGUUUCACCUUCUUUAUAUCAAGUGUUUUUGGCAAUGAGCGUCUUAAACAUGUAUGAAAAUAUAUUGGGAUAUUUUUUUAAUAGUUGAUAAUAAAUUAACAUAUAUUUGUACAUAAUAAUAUGUUACAAAUAUGAAUAGUUGAAUAACAAGAAAGUUUCAAAUUUAUAACAUACAGACUGCUUUUUAUAUUAUUUUUCUUCCAAGGGAUUUUCUUUAUUCAUUUUUUGUGAUCUGUUUUACAUAAAAAAUCAGUUACGAUGUUGCCAUUUUCUGUAUCGAUAUGAAACGGGAUUUAUUAUUCUACUUACAUGAAUUUUGGUAAUAUGAGAUAAUUUUUUUAAACGUCUCUUCAGUUGGAUGUUGGAGUUGGUACUCUAUUUCGAAUUAGUUCUGUAGAGUACAUUUUGUAUUCCAUGCUUCAAAGACUACGACGGUGUAUUCAAAUUUUUCAGUUGGCUUAAUUAAUUACAUAUUAUGAAUUUGACAUAAAAUGGCAAAAUUUACCUACCUUUCGAAAUUGCAACUCUGUGGUUCUUGGAUAAGUUAACCUGAAAUGAAACAUAUUAUCAAGAUAAUUAUAUAGUUUGGAAGAUGUUUGUGGAACAUGUAGAUGGUAAUUAAUGAAAUCUUUGCUGAUUGUAUUUUGAAAUUGACAUAUCUAUAGAUUUAUUUUUACAGGUGUUCAAACGAACAAUUUUCAUUUUUUUAUAAAAUUUAACAUUUCGACAAGUUUGUCGCAAUACCCGAGCAGACACUUCCGCGCGAUCAGCAACGAUCAGCGGAAUGUCUUAAUUGGGUCAUUAUGCCAGCGACAAACAAACAAUCAUCGAUAUAAUUUUAUAAAGUAAAUUUGUAAUUCA
Messenger RNA from Tribolium madens (black flour beetle), 12429 nucleotides. Its product is annotated as titin homolog. The transcript has 9 exons. NCBI's taxonomy places the organism in Eukaryota, Metazoa, Arthropoda, Insecta, Coleoptera, Tenebrionidae. The record is from RefSeq and is a predicted model, not a curated record. The coding region runs from base 140 to 10921 and encodes 3593 amino acids.